CCGGGGAUGAUGAAGAAUUGUAUACACUGCACAGAGUCUCUCCCUUACUACUGUAACAUGCAAUUAAUCAUCGCCAGCUGACGCUUCAUAGCAGCUUACCACACUGCCAAAGGUAUAUAAGCCGCCAUGAUGCCUGCGCUAUGAGCCCGAAAUCAUUACAUUCAUCCACACCCAACCAACCCCUUCCAACCCCCUUUCCAUCGAAGAAAGCAGCACCAAUGUCGCAAACAGUCAUCCGCCUCGACGGCGAGCGGACCUCCGUCCGGAACCUCAAAGCCUUCCAGGAACCCAUCCCAUCGCCCUCGAAGCACGAGGUUCUGAUCCGGGUGCACAGCGUCUCGCUGAACUUCCGCGACAUCGCGGUGGCCACCUCGCAGUACCCGUUCCCCGUGAAGGAGCGCGUGGUGCCGUGCUCCGACGCCGCGGGAACAGUCGUCCAAGUAGGCGAAGGAGUCAAGAAGUUCGCGCCGGAGGAUCGGGUCAUCGCCACCUUCGACCCGACCAAUCUGUACGGGCAGCAGGAGAACUGGGAGAACGGGCAGGGGGCACCGAUCGACGGCGUGCUGCGCGAGUACAUCAGCGUCCCCGCUGCGGCGGUGGUCAAGCUCCCCAAGAGUACGCCCCAGAGCUUCUCGGAGUGGUCGACCCUGGUGUGUACCGGGGUGACGGUGUGGAAUGCGCUCUAUGGCAAUCGGUUGGGCUGGGCUGGGCUGGGCUACAUAGGUACGGGAGGCGUCUCCAUCACCGGUGUGAUUCUAGCCAAAGCCGCUGGCGCGACAACGAUCAUCACCUCGUCCAGUGACGAGAAGCUCGAGAUGGUCAAGUCGAAGUUCGGCGCCGACCACGGCAUCAACUACAAGACGCGCCCCGAGUGGUCCCAGGAGGUGCUGCGGCUCACGAACGGGAAGGGAGUGGACUACAUCCUGGAGAAUGGUGGCUCCGGUACCAUCGCGGAGAGCUUGAACGCCGUGAAGAUGGGUGGGAAUAUCUCGGUCAUCGGCUUCCUGUCGCAGGCUAAGCAGUCUGAGAUGCCGGAUGUUGCGAGCUUGGCGCUGGCGAAGGGUGCGGUCGUGCGCGGCAUCACGGUUGGCUCGACUCAGCUUCUGGAGGAGGUCGUGCAGUUUGUGGCCCAGAAGGGACUUCGUCUGCCCGUGGAGAAGGAGUUUAGGUUCACUCAGAAAGAGGUGGUUAACGCGUACGAGUACAUGGCAUCUGGGUCGCACAUUGGCAAGGUGUGCAUCAAGCUUGUUGACUAGGUUCUAGUUUGGAGAACUGGGCUUGUGGGGGUAUCAUCGAUGAUGCGUGGACAGCUAUGGAUAUGCAUUUGAGAAUUAGAAAAGAUCCAACAGACUCAGCACUAAUAACUUGAAGUGGUUGUUUGCAUGUAACAAGAACAAGAGCAAUGUAAUUGUAGGAGUUGUAGGAGUUGAU
Aspergillus aculeatus ATCC 16872 is the source of this 1431-nucleotide messenger RNA. Its product is annotated as zinc-dependent alcohol dehydrogenase family protein. The record is from RefSeq and is a predicted model, not a curated record. The coding region runs from base 219 to 1256 and encodes 345 amino acids. Lineage: Eukaryota; Fungi; Ascomycota; Eurotiomycetes; Eurotiales; Aspergillaceae. The transcript has 2 exons. Gene Ontology annotation, molecular function: oxidoreductase activity.